GAAAGAAAAGUCGUUCAAUAUUCAUCUCCUAAAGUUUCAUCUUGUUAGUAAUUGUGAAAAUGUAUUUAAAUGGUUAUUUAUGUUGAGUUACAACUCUCAAUUCUUACAAAAGAAUGUCCAAAAUAAAUCCUGUUUUCACUUUCCACCCUGAUCGUUUUAACCGAGGAUUUCCCUGUGUUCCGGGUAUCCUCUGAGACGUCAUGGUCUCAACUGUCCAAAUAUGGUGUUAAAACGUCAAUCUAUGAUGUUAUUAAACCUAUCAAAAUGCUUAAAGGACCCCCUCAGUUGCCAAUAGGAAGCUCUGUUUACAGCCAUCUGCCCGCCUACUCUCCUGUCAGAAUAGCCGUGUUCUAUGUAGCCUAUGCUAGCAACUUUUGUUGAAGUAUCUCCUCAGAAAGUUAAUAUUUAUUAAUAUUUGUGUUUUUGGUCAACAUCGUUUAAGUUUUUGUAGUGUGUAGUGUGAUUGAAGUGUAGUGUGAUUGUUGUUUAGGAUAAUGUCUUUGUCUAAAGAAAGUAAGAUCGCUAAAGCUUUAAACGCUGUUGACGUUUCCAAUUUGCGCUCUGCUGCCGGUCAGCAAGACUGGAUAAAGUUAGUCAGUGACUUCUUCGUAUCUAGUGAUGUGUCAUCCUCGGAAAGUGACAGUGAUGUGGACAGUGAGUGUGAGUCAAGAUCUACUGAGCCCGAUAACGAUACGGACAGCGAUACAGGCGACAACAGCAAAAAGGACGACGCCUCAAGUGCACAGCCUGUCACUGACUUAGCUGAGGUAGAGCGGAUCAUGUCCAGCAGUGAAGCAGUGUCUGUAGGUACCGUUCAUGAAAACAGAGAUGAGGAGAUUACAAAAAUCCGUGCGUUUUCGUGUAAAGGCUGCAAGCUAAACAACGGGCACGAGUGCUUUAAAUCUUUCGACGAGGACUUCGUUUUCGACUUUAGGUUAUCCAUGGCAUCUCUUACCGAGUAUGAGAAAGACCUAAUUCUUCUGGGCAAAAUAAGCUGCCACUUCCAGAAUGAUAAAUUCACAUGUUCGACGAAGAAGAUUCAACAUGAACGUCAACAUCAGAGGACGGAACAUUAUUUAAAUGGAAAAAGAAUAUGCCGUGAAACAUUCAAGUUCCUACAUUGCAUCAGCCAGAAUAAACUGACAGCUCUCCUGAAACACUAUAAAGAACACGGCUUGACCCCUCGAGUUAAAAAGUCCGGAGGUCGUCAGAAAAGAGAUCAGAGACUGCUCACACAUGAUGACAUCUGCCGCGUUGUUUCCUUCAUCGUAAACUUUGCAGAGCUUCAUGCAUUGGUUCUCCCUGGUCGCAUCCCUGGGUAUAAACGCUUCGAUGUAAAGUUGCUGCCCUCUCAUUACACCAAGGCGUCCGUUUUUCGUGCUUAUGAAAGCGCGAUUAAGGCAAAAGAACAUCGUGUGGUAAGCCUGGUGACCUUCCGACGCCUGUGGAAGACUCUUGUGCCCUACAUUGUCCGGACAAAGCCAAUGACUGACUUGUGUUGGCAGUGCCAAAAGAAUAACUCCACCAUCUAUAAGUCUGCCAACCUGACUGAAGCAGAGAAAUCCAGUCGCUGCAGAAAUCAGGAGGAUCACCUCAUGAAAGUGACCCUAGAGCGUUCACUCUAUCAAGAGAUGGUACAGAAAGCCAGGGAUGCUGCGAACAACAAUGGCAUUCAUGAACUCUGUCCUUGUGAACCAUGCUCCCGGGACAUCACAAUGCACUAUUCCUUCGAUUAUGCACAGCAGGUGCAUUAUCCUUCUAACCCACUCCAGCCUGGUCCCAUGUAUUUUUUGACCGCUCGCAAGUGUGGCUUGUUUGGCAUCAACUGUGAGGCCAUACCAAGACAAGUGAACUACCUCAUCGACGAAUGUGUAUGCAUCACAAAAGGAUCAAAUGCGGUGGUGUCUUUCAUUGAUCACUUUUUCACCCAUUACGGCAUGGGUGAAAAGGAUGUCCAGCUGCACUGUGACAACUGUCCUGGACAGAACAAGAACAACACUGUGCUGCAAUACCUGCUAUGGAGAGUAUUUAAUGGUUUACAUGAAACCGUCUCAUUAGAUUUUCUCAUAGCAGGACACACAAAGUUUGCACCAGAUUGGGCAUUCGGCCUGUUGAAGCAAACGUAUCGCCGGAAGAUGGUGUCCUGUCUGGAUGACAUUGUGGAUGCUGUUAGAAGUAGCACACAGACUGGAGUCAACAUCCCUCAACUUGUCGGACAAGAAGAUGGCAAAGUCUUUGUGAAUCAGUGUGACUGGCAGUCCUUCCUCAAGCCCUACUUCCGACCUUUCCCUGCUAUAACCAAACAGCAGCAUUUCAGAAUGAGCAAAGACUAUCCUGGCUGGGUGUUUUACAAGCAAUAUGCCAAUUCUGAGGAACAAGGAAUCUGCCUGCUCAAAGCUGAUGCACCACCGAUGCAGAGACCACCUUUUGUCAAGCCUCCUGGUUUGGAUUUGAAACGUCAGAACUAUCUGUACCAACACAUUCGUGAGUUCUGUACUGAAAACACAAAGGACAUUACAUGCCCAAAACCAGCUGGGGAGGUCAGCUGUUUCACUGAGAGAGAAGCGAAGAAACAAAGAGUUGAAAUAUAAUUACAACUAUGUGUGUAUUACACUCUCGAUGAACUGGCAAAACAUGUCUAUAAUUUUUAAGUGUUCAUCAGUAGUGCCCACAUUCACUCUUCACAACGCUAAUUUGUAUCUGUUCAAUCUUUGUCAGUGCUCCACAAUCCAUGUCAAAGACCCUUCCUGGAAUAUCACUUACUGUCAACUGACAAAAAAAAAAUCUGUAUAGUCUUUAAUAACUCAUUACACACAUGUUCUCAUGUGCUCUGUCUCUCUCACUCACUGACUCUCAGUCACUCACUCUCUCACUCACUCAAUUUCUUUUGCUCUCUCAAAUUCGCUUGUUCUCUCAUUCACUCUCUUCCACUCAAACUCUCUCUGUCCCCCAUACACACCCACACACACUCUCUCCCACACUAUGCAGACAUUUUGACACCCUCUCUCAUUCUCUCAAAGGCCCUGAAGCCAAAAUGUAGCAUAUCUGCAUAAUCUUGUAAAUACUCACCAAUUUAUGUUAAAAGCGAAUUUUAUGGAAUAUACUUGGCAUUAUUAUGAACUUUGUUAUGAUGUGAAGUAUUUAAUAAUAAAUAUUUUGAAAUAUUU
This is a messenger RNA of Sardina pilchardus (European sardine), 3167 nucleotides long. RefSeq lists its product as uncharacterized. NCBI's taxonomy places the organism in Eukaryota, Metazoa, Chordata, Actinopteri, Clupeiformes, Clupeidae. The transcript is spliced from 4 exons. Bases 495 to 2591 code for a protein of 698 amino acids. The record is from RefSeq and is a predicted model, not a curated record.